AUGGUUAGUAGCAGUGGUACUGCUGGGGUUAGUAGCAGUGGUACUGCUGGGGUUAGUAGCAGUGGUACUGCUGGGGUUAGUAGCAGUGGUACUGCUGGGGUUAGUAGCAGUGGUACUGCUGGGGUUAGUAGCAGUGGUACUGCUGGGGUUAGUAGCAAUGGUACUGCUGGGGUUAGUAGCAGUGGUACUGCUGGGGUUAGUAGCAGUGGUACUGCUGGGGUUAGUAGCAGUGGUACUGCUGGGGUUAGUAGCAGUGGUACUGCUGGGGUUAGUAGCAGUGGUACUGCUGGGGUUAGUAGCAGUGGUACUGCUGGGGUUAGUAGCAGUGGUACUGCUGGGGUUAGUAGCAAUGGUACUGCUGGGGUUAGUAGCAGUGGUACUGCUGGGGUUAGUAGCAGUGGUACUGCUGGGGUUAAUAACAAUGGUACUGCUGGGGUUAGUAGCAAUGGUACUGCUGGGGUUAGUAGCAAUGGUACUGCUGGGGUUAGUAGCAGUGGUACUGCUGGGGUUAGUAGCAAUGGUACUGCUGGGGUUAGUAGCAGUGGUACUGCUGGGGUUAAUAGCAGUGGUACUGCUGGGGUUAGUAGCAAUGGUACUGCUGGGGUUAGUAGCAAUGGUGCUGCUGGGGUUAGUAGCAGUGGUACUGCUGGGGUUAAUAGCAGUGGUACUGCUGGGGUUAGUAGCAGUGGUACUGCUGGGGUUAAUAGCUGGGUUAGUAGAACAGAAGUAACUCGGUCAACACAAGCGAGGUUCCAGCAGGUCACUGUGUCUGCUUCCUCUGCUGGAGUGUUGUCUAAUCUGAGUUGA
This is a messenger RNA of Procambarus clarkii (red swamp crayfish), 807 nucleotides long. The record is from RefSeq and is a predicted model, not a curated record. Lineage: Eukaryota; Metazoa; Arthropoda; Malacostraca; Decapoda; Cambaridae.